AUGGCCGACUUUCACAGAAGAUUGCAGCGUCUGCGUGAGAGAGCGGCCGGAAUAAUUACUAUUCCGCGCCUGUUUAGGGACAGAUUAAACCCGUUGGAGGUGCUAUCGCCAGAGGAGGUGUUUCGGCGCUACCGAUUUAGGCCGGAGAGUAUUAUUACGCUGGUGACACUGAUGUUUCCUUUGUUGGAGAGGGCAACUCUGCGUUCUUGUCCCCUACCCCCUCUUCUGAGUGUAUUAGUAACACUCCACUUUGUGGCCAGUAGUUCCCAUUACACCGUAAUCGGCGAUGUUCAUGGACUUUCGGCUUCAUCUGUGUGUCGCGCAGUGCGUAGGGUUAUUAUAAUUAUGGCUAGGCUUGCCAAGAGGGUCGUGUCAUUUCGGAGAGAUGUCGGUGUGUGCAAGGCGGAAUUUUAUGCACUUGCGGGAUUUCCUAAUGUCAUUGGUUUGAUAGACGGUACUCAAGUAUGUGUACGAGCCCCUCAUGAGUUUGAAGCCGAUUAUGUAAACAGGAAAGGGUAUCAUUCGAUCAAUGUACAGAUGGUUUGUGAUGCAAAGCUUCGUUUUAUGAAUGUUGUUGCCAAGUGACCAGGAAGUGUCCACGACUCCAGAAUAUUCAAAGAGUCACGCCUUGCUUCAGAAUUAGAGCAAGGCCAACAUAAUGGGUACAUACUGGGAGACAGUGGGUAUGGCUGUAAGCCAUACCUUCUCACACCAUACCUGAAUCCAAGAACAGGACCUCAAGAAAGGUA
Messenger RNA from Mya arenaria, 749 nucleotides. RefSeq names its product putative nuclease HARBI1. The coding region runs from base 1 to 585 and encodes 194 amino acids. The record is from RefSeq and is a predicted model, not a curated record. The transcript is spliced from 4 exons. NCBI's taxonomy places the organism in Eukaryota, Metazoa, Mollusca, Bivalvia, Myida, Myidae.